AAAUAGUCUAUUUGACCGGUGGAUCUGUAGGUGAGAUAAGAACAUGAUUUCAAUAUCCAAAACGGAGUCAACGUGGAGUUGGAGGUAGAGAAGAGGGCAAAUGGGGAAGGGGAAGCGGGCUAUUCCGACGAUAGAUCUUUCAAAUUUCCCUGGAGAGUAUGGGAAACUCAGGGAAGCAUGCCAAGAGUGGGGAUGUUUCAGGGUGGUGAACCAUGGCAUCCCUCUGGACCUGAUGUGGGACAUGAAUAAGGUUGGGAGAUCUCUGCAGGACCUUCCCAUGGAAAUCAAGUGCCGGAAUACGGACGUGAUCCCCCGAAGCGGGUACGUGGCGUCCAGCCCCGACAAGCCUCUCUUUGAAUCUUUAGGCCUCUAUGACAUGGCCUCAUCCCAUUCUGUGCAGAUCUUCUGUUCUCAAUUGGAUGCCUCCCCUCACCAAAGGGAGAUCAUAGAGAAGUAUUGUCAAGCAAUUUAUGAGUUAACCAUGGGAAUAGGGGGAAAGCUAGCUGAAAGCCUGGGAUUGAAGAGUGAUUUCUGCAAAGAAUGGCCAUGCCUAUUCAGGAUAAACAAGUACAACUUCACCCUGGAAGCAGUAGGUUCAAUCGGAGCUCCAAUCCACGCGGAUCCCAGCUUCCUGACAAUACUUCAGCUGGAUGAAAAUGUUGGUGGUCUGGAGGUGAUGGAGAAGAACUCCGGUGCCUUUAUACCUGUCGAUCCCUUGCCUGGAACCCUUUUGAUCAAUCUCGGAGAUGUUGCCACGGCAUGGAGCAAUGGAAGGUUGUUCAAUGUGAAGCACAGGGUGCAGUGCAAGGAAGCAGCCAUUAGGGUGUCAAUUGCGACAUUCCUGUUGGGACCAAAGGAGGCAGCGGUGGAAGCACCGCCGGAGCUGGUAGAUGCAGAGCAUCCACGUCUUUAUGUACCUUUUACCUAUGAAGAGUACAGGGAGCUCCGGAGCUCCUCAAGGUGUGGAGCACUUGACCUUUUACGCAUCCAUUCCUGAGCCUGCAAAACCCCAAAAAAGGGACAAGGGAUGCCUGAGGAGUCGUCAUUCAAAUGGGAAGAAUUCUGUUUAAUUGAAAUUACGACAAUGUUGCUAUUCUAUUCAAAUUCUUACAAUUCUCUUUAAUUUUUUAGCAUUUUUGGGUACAGUUUGGAUAUGAGAUAUAUUUGAUAAUUAAAAAAUUUUCAGGUA
Molecule: messenger RNA, 1189 nt
Organism: Rubroshorea leprosula
Lineage: Eukaryota; Viridiplantae; Streptophyta; Magnoliopsida; Malvales; Dipterocarpaceae
Source: the annotation of a GenBank genome assembly